Messenger RNA from Mercurialis annua (annual mercury), 2490 nucleotides. RefSeq names its product disease resistance protein RPP2B-like. The transcript is spliced from 5 exons. The coding region runs from base 1 to 2490 and encodes 829 amino acids. Lineage: Eukaryota; Viridiplantae; Streptophyta; Magnoliopsida; Malpighiales; Euphorbiaceae. The record is from RefSeq and is a predicted model, not a curated record.
AUGGAGGGGACCAUUGCAACUGAAGGCAUAUUCCUGGAAAUCUCCGAAAUUGAAAAAAUAAACCUAAGUCCUGCAGCCUUUUCACGAAUGUACAAUCUGAGAUUGCUCAAAUUCUAUCAUAACACCUAUAUGUCAUGGAAAAAUCCUACUGGCUUUAUAUCAGAAACUACGACGGUUUCAUGUGAUGGUCUUCAAUCUCUUCCUAAUAAGCUAUGUUAUCUCCAUUGGCAUGGAUAUCCUUGGGAAUCAUUGCCUUCUAACUUUUCAAUGGAGAAUCUUGUCGAACUUAGCUUGCCGUUCAGCCAAGUUAAAGAACUCUGGAAUGGAGUCAAGCAUGUUCCGAAGUUAAAGCUGCUUGAUCUUCAUGAUUCCGAUCACCUGACAAGUCUUCCGGACCUUUCUUCAGCUUUGAAUUUGGAAAGAAUAAUUCUUGAUAAUUGCACAAGCUUGGUUGAAAUUCCAUUGUCCAUUCAAUGCCUCAACAGGCUUGUUUAUCUGAGUUUUUCUAAUUGCAAGAUGCUGCAGAGUGUUCCAAGCCUGAGUCUUUUGAAAUCUCUAAGGACCCUUAAUCUCUCUACCUGCUCGAGUUUGAGGAAGUUUCCAGAAGUUUCAGGGGAUAUAGAAGAGCUGCAUCUAGAUGGGACUGGACUGGAAGAAUGGCCAACCUCUAUUCCAUUUCUUGACAAGCUAAGAUUCUUAUCUACAAAUCAUUGUGAAGAGCUUAAGACUCUGCCCAGCAGCAUUCAUUUGAAUGCUCUGGAAAAUCUUGACCUCUCUUGGUGCUCGAGUCUCGAGAAUUUUCCAGACAUUGUGGGGAAGAAUAUCAAGAACUUGAAUGUAGGACACACUGCAUUAGAAGAAUUGCCAUCAUCAAUAGGGUCACUCACUUCGCUUGCCAACUUGAACCUGCGAGAGACAGAUAUAAAAAAAUUGCCUUCAUCAAUUGGAAAUUUGUCUUCACUCGUUGAGUUGAAUCUCAAAGAAUGUUCAAUAGAUGAACUGCCAUCAUCAAUUGGGUGUCUUUCUUCACUGAUGAAACUGAAUAAGGCUUUUUGUCGUAUUAAAAAGUUGCCCUCGUCGAUUGGAGAACUCUCUUCGCUUGUUGAAUUGAAUCUUAAGAACACUCCAUUAACAGCAUUGCCUUCAUCAAUUGGAUGCCUAGCUUCACUUGUUAAGCUGAAUUUGGCAUUUACAGAGAUAAAAGAAUUACCUCAAUCAAUUGGAUCUCUCUCUUCACUUGUUGAGUUGAAGUUGAGCCAAUGUCCUAAUCUUGAGAGACUUCCUAGCAGCAUUGGUGAGCUGAAAUGCCUUGAAAAGUUUUAUCUUUGCGGUAAUAGAAAACUAAGGAGUAUUCGAAGCAGCAUUUGUGAACUAAAACUCCUGCAAGAUCUUUAUCUUAAUCACUGUACAAAGCUCAGUAAAUUGCCUUCUUUAUCUGGUCUCGGUUCCGUAAGAGAUCUCGUUCUAAGCUACACAGGAAUAGUGAAACUCCCGCGCAGCCUAGGCGACUUAUCAUCAUUGCAGGUUCUGCUUCUAAAGGGAAAUAAUUUCAUGAGAAUUCCUUCAAGUAUUAAACAUCUUACAUGGUUGGAAGUGAUUGACGUAUCAUAUUGCAAGAGACUCAAGGCCUUACCAGAGCUUCCUCAGCGUAUAAGAGCUGUAAUAGCACUAAACUGUAUAUCUCUGAAGACAGUUUCAAGUCCAUUCAUUCAAUUUCAAGAUUCACACGGACAAUCUCCGGAUGCCAAAUACGGAUUCACAUUUGCUAAUUGCGUGAGCCUGGAGAAGAAUGCGCUUAACUACAUUGUCGAAAAUGUAAAGCUCAAAAUCCACCAUUUGGCAACUGCACUACUUCAACAUUUCGCGACUGAUGAAGAAAUUUUGGUUUCUCCGGUUGUGUGUUUCCCAGGAACUGAAAUCCCUGGAUGGUUCAGGUAUCAAACUACAGGGGAUUCAAUAACCAUCCUGCUAUCUACGAAUUGGUACGAUAACAGAUUCGUGGGAUUCACAUUUUGUGCUGUAAUAGAAUUGGAGAAUCAUCGGUAUGAAAAUGGUUUCACUUUUCUAUGCAAAUGUGUCAUUGAAAAUGAAAACGGUGGGGAACUCGCAUUCACAUCCGAGGAGAUAGGAGAAUGGAGGGACCAGAUCAUGUUCGAGUCGGAUCAUGUUUUUAUUUGGAACACUAGCUGUUUCGACAUUUUUGAAAAGGAAAGAUGCGAACAUCUUAGAAAGAACUCAUGCACUGCUAGAUUUGAGUUCGAGUCUUACAUCCAGGACGACUAUAAGGUAAUGCUGCCGGGUUCAAACAGUUUCAAAGUUAAAAAAUGCGGGUUUAAUCUGGUAUAUGCCGAUGAGGAGAAGAAGAGACUGGAUCAAAUAGAUCAAGCCAGCUCUUCUUAUGAUCCAAUGCAGGAUGUAGAAUUUGGAGAACAUGUAAUGGAUUUUCACGCUAACAAGAAAAUGAGAAGUGAAGACAAUUGUUUUAAUUAA